AUGGCGGCCGCCAAGUCCGGCGAGCUGAUGGGCAUCUGCUCCAGCUACCAGGCGGUGAUGCCGCACUUCGUGUGCCUGGCGGACGAGUUCCCGCAGCCGGUGCGGCCCGCCAAGCUGUGCAAGGGCAAGGGCCGACUGCGGCGGCCGCGCCAGUCCCGCUUCAAGACGCAGCCGGUGACCUUCGACGAGAUCCAGGAGGUGGAGGAGGAGGGAGUGUCCCCCAUGGAGGAAGAGAAGGCCAAGAAGUCGUUCCUGCAGAGCCUGGAGUGCCUGCGCCGCAGCACGCAGAGCCUGUCGCUGCAGAGGGACCACCUUGGCAGCUGCAAGCUGAGGAACAGCCUGGACUCCAGCGACUCCGACUCGGCCCUGUGA
Messenger RNA from Orycteropus afer afer, 372 nucleotides. It is a transcript of the gene CUNH11orf96, whose product is annotated as chromosome unknown C11orf96 homolog. The coding region runs from base 1 to 372 and encodes 123 amino acids. The record is from RefSeq and is a predicted model, not a curated record. The transcript has a single exon. NCBI's taxonomy places the organism in Eukaryota, Metazoa, Chordata, Mammalia, Tubulidentata, Orycteropodidae.